Molecule: messenger RNA, 2668 nt
Organism: Manduca sexta (tobacco hornworm)
Lineage: Eukaryota; Metazoa; Arthropoda; Insecta; Lepidoptera; Sphingidae
Exons: 5
Coding region: 163-1074 (303 amino acids)
Source: RefSeq, a predicted model, not a curated record
CCCUUAAUAUUUUCCGCGUCAGGUCCAUCUCUCCAUAUUGUAGCGCAUUUUAUCUUAAAACUGAUAAUAAUUCAUAUUUUUCUGUGCUAUCUGACUUCAUUAAUGCAUAGAGGUAGUCUGUUAAUAAUAUUUUCGUUUUAAAUUGAAAAGGGCGGAAUAAAAAUGUCUCAGUGGGUUAAUAACUACGCAAUUUGGGAAGACCUUCCGGUGCCUCAAGGGCGUGGCGCCCCAGUCAGAGUGUACGGCGUCAUGGUCGGCGACGAGCGGCCUCCUGCACUUCACAUUAAUGAAGGCGCUGAAGAGCCAGUCUUCAGGAAUUACGUGGGCGGUGGGGACAAGCCAGCUAAACCAGACGUAGGCGUCAUUCAGCACAUGUUAGAAAUGGUUCACAUUGAGAAGCCGCAGCCGCGACCUGAUGUGGCCAACAUAAACGGGUCGGUGCUAAACCCAAACUGCCCCGAAUUCGUGCCAAAGUACGGUGCCAAGCCGAGCUUUAACCCCGAAAAAUACUUCAACGACAGGAAAGACAGAAAUGUCGCCCUCCGAUCGCUACUCGAAGCCGACUCUCAGAAGUACAAGAUGCAAAACAUCACACUCAUCAAACCUGAUGAUAUCAUUCAUAAUAAUGUGGUAUUUGAACGCCAGCGGUCCCCCUAUUACCAUCUCGUGUCCACGCCACCAGCCGAUAUGUUCAAAAAGGAAAGUACAGUUCCAAAGAUAACAAUUCUGGAUCCAGCUGAGGAGCCAAAUAAUAACAGUGUGAAUCUGUACCCACCAUCGGAGUACUCUAAGGAGUUCUACAACAAAAGCGCGGAGGAGACAAAGUUGAAUACUUACGUGAAGAAUGAUAUUUGGGCUAAGGCCGGAAAGAAAGCGAAGGAGGUUGAGAAAAGGAAGCAACAGGCUGCGCAGUUGUGCAGUGACUGGGGAUUAAAAGAACACAACGAACAUUUGAACCUGGUCCGUCUGCCCUGCCAUCGCCACGUGAUCUUCGAGGAGUGCAUCGUCUGUGAGGUAGUAAAAAAACAUUGCUGCGACCUCAAAAUGUACGUGGCAUUCCCCAAAAGUAUGUAAACAUGACAAUAAAGCUUUUCUUUUACAUUUAGGCGGCGUCUAAGAAUUCCAUAAGGUAUUCAUUGAUUUCAAACCCUAUGAUUGAAACAUAACACCUACUUCACCCUGCUCAAUUAGAUUUCUUAAUUUAUGCGGAUUAAGAAGAGAUAUGUUGAAUAUUUUAAAUAUGUAUUAUUUAACUUAAACUUAGGGAUAUUAUUAAUUAAUAAGUAAGGUCCGACCUCAGUACUUCCGCCUUGUAAUUCUCCAAAAUUGACUCCGCCUAUUCCUCAGCUCAUUUCUUUUAAAUCUUAGGCGCCUCCUGAAACAACACUGCGUAGCCCAUUAUUAUACUUAUUAUUAUUUUUUUAAAAUACUGUAAGUGCUAGGAUGGUUCAACUGACAGUUAAAACUACGUCCAUGAUUUCAAAUAGAAACGAAACGUUUAUGUGGAGCCGAAUAUGCCAGAAACGGGUAUUAAUGCAAAAUCUCAUUAAACUUUAUUUUAUCUGUCUGCAGUUCUACAGAAAUAUCAAGUGAUCUGGAAUUAAUAAUUAUAUUUUUAUUUAAUUAUUAAUUCAAGGUUGUUACGAAGCAAUAAGGCAGAAACUGGCCAUGCCCUUUGCUAUUAUAAAAUUUCACAGGUGAUUCUUUGACAAUUGAUAUAUUUCCGUUUUAUGAUAUUUUUAAUACUUUUAAAACAUUUCAUUCAAAAAUAGACCUAAAGCAUUUUGUGCAAGGUCGAUUGCAGUUGCGCAGUGUUGUAAUAUAUUUUUAUUUCUUGUGUCGUUAGUGUGAAUAUAUCUUAACUAUGAGCUAUAUUGCUCUGGUUUUAUUUGUAGUUACUAAUAAAUGUUUUGAUAAUAAGCUUUAGGUUAUAAGACUUUUUGAAAGGAAUUCUUCUAAGACUACGUUUUUUAUACAAUUAUUUUUUAUUGAUAUUUGACGCCAAAGAUAUGCCAAAGACGACGACACAUCGUAUUUGUUAAGAUUUUUAGGUCAAAGUUACAAUCAUGAGAAACGAACCACGUGGAACGAAGACAUUUUAUAGGAAGAACAGCGCGAGGACACGUGAAUGCGAACAAUAUUCCGUGUGAUUUAUGAUUUUGUACCCCAUUUUAACGCAGAUAAAGUGCAGUUUACCUAACACCUAUCACAUUUAUUUUGUACAGUAACGUCUUAAGUACUACUUAAAAGUAUUUAUUGCUAUUAUUUGAGCCACUAUUAACUGAAGAAGAACAAUAAAAUGCAAAUGGAAGAGGUAAGUAUUUAGUAUAUAUAUAAGUUGUAUAAAGUUAGUAAUAAUUUUAUUAUGAUCUAAAUAAUGUAGUAUAUAUUAAGAUAUGUAGAAAUGAUCGCUGCAUUAGUUACCUUCGAACGUGGGUUGAAAGAAGUAAGAAAAUAUCAUAUAAGGCUAAACUGUAUCCUUAGGCUAUAUUCCCUUUCAUAUUUUGUAAGUACAGCUAUUUGAAUGUUUAGGUAUGCUCACAAUAAUAUAUCCUAUCCAAAUUAUGCCGAGAAUUAGUUAUAACUCUUUCCAGAAAUAUGAAUUUUAAUAUCAACGUGUUAAGUUGUAGGUCUCUCAAAUGUGAGAGUCCGCCUGGGUAGGUAUCAC